AUGUUGGACAAUUCAUCCUCCAACUCCACCUCUCAUUACUGGCAAAGUUUACGAGCAUGUUUCCCCAUCUUUGUUGCCAUCUUCCUCUGCUACAUCCUUUUUUUCCUCCCACUCCUCAUCUCUGUCUUGUAUGAGGGCUACCGUCGAUGGAGGAAACAGCACUCUGGCACCACAUCAGGAACGGCCAGCCACGCCGAUGUCUUCACCUACCACAUGGUUGCCAUGGAGCUGAUCAGUGUCUGUGGCUCUUGUUUCUACUGUUACGGUGAAAGCAGUAAUCAUAUGGUUGUGUUUAUGGUGGGAAUGUACUUAUGGUUCAUCAUUGUACCUGGGCAGAGUCUGUUUCACAUUCUUACCUGUGUGGAACGGUACCUGGCUGUGGUACACCCGGUCACCUACCUGAGACUUAAACAGUCCGGCGGGGUCAGGAUCAGGAACAUCACCAUUGGCUGUGUUUGGCUGAUAAGUAUGGUAGCCCCGCCUGUUUUUCUGUUCAUUCCCUUCUGUAAGAUUUUAUACAUCAUGUUCUUGCUCGUGUCCCUGAUCGUUGUCGUCUUCUGCAGCCUUCGAGUCCUCUGUGUUUUAAGACACCCUCGGCCAGGGGACCAGAGCGGGGAUAG
This is a messenger RNA of Xyrichtys novacula (pearly razorfish), 620 nucleotides long. The record is from the annotation of a GenBank genome assembly. NCBI's taxonomy places the organism in Eukaryota, Metazoa, Chordata, Actinopteri, Labriformes, Labridae.